AUGAAGCAGAACAAUCGCGGAGUACUCACCGCGAUAGAUCACAAUGGAUUCACAUGCGCACAUAUUGCUGCUAUGAAGGGCUCACUCGCUGUGGUGAAGGAGUUGAUGAUGAUUGACAAGGCCAUGGUGAUUCAGGCAAAAACGAAAACACUUGAGGCCACUACACUCCAUAUGGCUGCAGCUGGAGGACAUGCGAAUAUCGUCAAGAUUCUGCUCGAAAAUGGGGCCAGUGCUGAAGAUGAAAAUGCCCAUGGAAUGACCGCAUUGCAUUUGGGAGCAAAAAAUGGCUUUGUCUCAAUUCUCGAGGCUUUUGAAAAGACGUUGUGGAGAAGGUGUUCGAAAAAGACCGGUUUGAACGCCUUGCAUAUAGCCGCGUACUACGGUAACUCGGAUUUCGUCAACGAGAUGCUAAAAAGCGUUCCAGCGUCGAUUCGUUCCGAGCCACCGAUUUAUAACCACCAUGUUGUGAAGGAAUUUGCCACUGAGUAUGGCUUCACUCCGUUACAUUUGGCGGCUCAGUCUGGUCACGACUCCCUUGUGCGAAUGUUGCUCAAUCAGGGUGUGCAAGUCGAUGCGACAAGUACCACUAUGAAUGUGAUCCCUUUGCAUUUGGCCGCUCAGCAGGGUCACAUUGCAGUUGUCGGUAUGUUGUUAUCACGCUCCACACAACAACAGCACGCUAAGGACUGGCGAGGGCGGACUCCGCUUCACCUCGCAGCAAUGAAUGGUCACUACGAAAUGGUGUCACUAUUAAUUGCUCAAGGAUCUAACAUCAACGUCAUGGAUCAGAAUGGUUGGACUGGAAUGCAUUUUGCCACAAAGGCUGGGCAUCUGAAUGUAGUGAAGCUGUUCGUCAAAAGUUCGGCUGAUGAGCUAGCGGAAACUAAAGAAGGAAAGGUGCCGCUGUGCUUCGCAGCAGCCCACAAUCAUAUCGAAUGUUUGCGUUUUCUACUAAAGCAAAAACACGAUACCCAUCAGCUAAUGGAAGAUCGUCGAUUCAUCUUUGACCUGAUGGUCUGCGGCAAAGGCAACGACAACGAACCACUGCAAGAGUUCAUUCUACAAAGUCCAGCGCCGAUAGACACCGCUGUUAAACUUUCAGCUCUGUACAGGGAUAUGUCGGAGAAGGAGAAGGAGCGAGCAAAAGAUCUCUCGAAUGUGGCAGUGUUCUCCGAGAACAUGGCUGUGGAGCUUCUUGAAAGAGGUCGUCUCAUACGCAUCAGUGCAACGGUAUCUAACAGAAAUCUGGACGGCACGCGUCGACUGGUCCUUUGGUACGAGGUUACGUCCGUGAUUCCAAAUCCUGUAGAGUGGCUGCUUCUGUUGUGGCUGAGCGGUAAUCUAGUGUCAGAGCUAUCAAAUGUUGGUGGAGGUUCUGGUCUUGGAAUAGUCAAGGUAGGUAUGAAAUGA
Molecule: messenger RNA, 1410 nt
Organism: Haemonchus placei
Lineage: Eukaryota; Metazoa; Nematoda; Chromadorea; Rhabditida; Trichostrongylidae
Source: the annotation of a GenBank genome assembly